Lactuca saligna is the source of this 1195-nucleotide messenger RNA. NCBI's taxonomy places the organism in Eukaryota, Viridiplantae, Streptophyta, Magnoliopsida, Asterales, Asteraceae. The record is from the annotation of a GenBank genome assembly.
AUACGCUAUUGAACUGGAGGAUAUUCGCGCUCAUUUCACAUAACUGCUCUCACAUUUUAGGGUUUUCUCGCUGAUUUCCCCUUUUCGUUGUUCUUGCAUUCUGGUAGUGUAAUCGGAGUUCUUGUCGGUGUAUCCAUGGCAAUCCGAGCUCCAAGUAGGAGGUACCGAGCUCUUUGCACCUAUCCGUUUAGCCUCGGACGUAGCUUUUGGUUAAAGGCUAAACUGGGAGGAAUGCAACAUCGAGUGAAGAGACAGAGACCCACAAUCUCGAAGUCGAAGGAAGCGGAUGGAUCUCAAAACCCUAACCCUACACAUGGUCAGACUGAUGAACAAUCCAAGGUUUUGAAUGGUGCUGCAGAAGGAACUACUUCGCGUUCCAUAUAUGUACACGUUGUUGGUGCAGAAAUCGUUGACGAAACAGAGGGUGAUACAAAUCUUUCAGGAUAUGAUGAUGUUGAUGAAAGUAUUCACAACGUGACGACAAUCAGUCUAGAAUAUCAGCUUGUGAAAAACGUACUGAUACUUCUAAAAACCAACCUUUUACAUUCCGCACUAAAUGCACGUAUUUUAGGUGAAGCAGGUCAAGAGCAUGUGUUGAGGGUUAUCACCGGAUCUUCAAAAUCUAAAAAGGCGAUUGUUGAGUACUUAGAGACAGAAAACAUUGCAUGGAGCGAAGAGAAUGACAAAACAAUCCUGCGGAUUAAAAUUAAUGGUGACAAAAAGUUUGAGGUGAUGAGAAUCAGUCUACGUGGACUGCAUGUGGAACAUGCAAUGGAGGUUCUGCAACCUUUCGUGUCAUUAGCUGCAUUUGGUGGAGUUCUGGGGGAAUUGAAAGUUGUGACUGGAUCUGAGAGGAGUUCAAGCAUUCAACAGACGGUUAUUGAGUAUUUGGAGAGAGGGAAUAUGGAAUGGAAAGAAGAAAACAAAGCAACUUUGGUAAUCAAGUUUCCCCCCAAUGACAUGCUGACUCGCAUCUUCCAAAUGAUUUGAAGAUUGUGUUCAAAAAUCAAUUUGUGUAUAUGAAUAUGAUGCGUUUUUUGAAACUCACAAAAUCUUUUCUUUGUAUAUUCUACCAUGCAUUUUGUGCAUAUUUCUGAAGCUGCUAUGCUAUGCUAUGGUUUAGGUUUCUUACUUUAAUACUUUUGUCUUCAUUUUCUUUGUAUAUCGAGUAUGUUAAGAGUUUUGGUACUUGUGG